Messenger RNA from Cuscuta europaea, 784 nucleotides. NCBI's taxonomy places the organism in Eukaryota, Viridiplantae, Streptophyta, Magnoliopsida, Solanales, Convolvulaceae. The record is from the annotation of a GenBank genome assembly.
CCACUCUCUAGUCUCUAUGUCAAACUCGUCCUCCAAAGAAAACCUGCAGAAGUGAUAAAAAGAAAAUCCCUAAUCUUCUUAAACAUUAAACCCUAUUAUUUUGCGCCUGUCAAACCGGCUAUGGAGCCCAUCUCAUCGGAGGAGCGAAUGGUGAGCGAGAAAUGGAGACAGAAACUUGAUGAAGUCAAGAGAGCUGUUGAGACCCACUUCUCAGGCAUUACGGACCAUGUCAAUUUCACCCUUCAGCAAGCGUACUUUAGAUGCGCGUAUGAAUGCUUUGAUCGGAAGAAGAGGCAUGAAGAGAUAGAAAAUUGCGUGGAGCGUUGCAGACUCCCUUGUGAGAAUGCCCAAAAUGUAGUUCAGAAUGAAAUUGUCACACUUCAAGAAAAGCUACAAAGGGCAAUGCUAGUCUGCAAAGACAAAGUUGAGGUUUCAAAACUCCAGAUGAACAAAAGUGAUUGUAUUAAGGAUUUGGAGUUAUGUGUUGACCAAUCUGUUCAAGAUUGCAUUAAGACAUUGCCUCAUAUUGUUGGAAGAUUGAAGACUAGACUAGGAAUGACUGAUCCUAUGUAGUUUGUAUUACAGGCUUCAAGUUUUCAAGCGACAUCACUAGAUUGCAGUAACUAGACUAGUGUCUUUUCUCAUUACUCCAAGUCCCAAAUUAAAUACGUAGUAUGUUAUUUUAUCAAAAAAUGUUCCAGAAUAAUAAUUUUUGUUUUAGUAAUUCAAUCCAUAUGUUUUUUAUUUUUUUCCAAAUUAUUCUAUGUCAACAGUUCAAUGUUAC